UUAUUUCGCUGCGUAGAAAUACCUUCCAUUCCAGAAUUAAACUACUUUUUAUUAUAUCUGUAGAAUACUGUAUUGGCCUAUAGAUAAAUAACAGUUUCUAUUGAGUUUACAGCAAGAGUCAAUUUUAAUAUUCGCAUGUUUGCUUCAACGGAGUUACGUUGGCAACAGGAACAAUCACGCGUCAUCUGUGAUUCAAACCGCGGUAUUUGUGUUUAAAUCUGUACUGAGUACUGCGAUCGCUGUUCCGAAGCCGGUUGAAAUCAGUUGUUGCGACGCUUUGUAAAACUUCCGAAGUACUAGAAGAAGUAUUUUUCUCCAAGGUGUUUUCUUAAAUACUUUUAUUCACUAUGUAUGAAAUAUUCUCAGACCGUGAAACACAAGAUCUGCAGAGAAGCAAUCACCAGAGGCGCAGUAUAGAUGUGAAAGGAGGGUGCAUUCUAAAAUCUAAAGGUAGUGAUGUCCUCAAAAAGAAAAAUGUUUUUGCUAAUCUCAGUAAUAUUAUGAGACAAAAAAAUGAAGCUGAACCACUGAUAGAUGAUGAUCAUCAAAUUUCAAACCUGUCUGCUUGUGACAAGAAAAGCAAAAAUGUAGAAAAUGACAAUGACAAUGGCAAGGAUAGGCACCAGAGAUUGUAUGAAAAAAUGAUAGCUGAGAAAAAUAUCUUUCCUGGUGCAUCUUGUGAAGUUCCUAAUUAUCUUCUAGAUGCCCCAUACUUGUACAGUGAAAAUAUCCUCUUCGAUGAAAGCAGUAAUUCCACUUUCGGCGAAAAUUCCAGAAUUGAGGAAGAUGUUUUCUUUGGAACAUAUUAUUCCAUUUCAGAAGACGAGAGAGAAUUAAUUAGCACAACUAACUGGGAUAUGGAUACAUCUGAAACUAUGUCUGGAUAUUGUUCUGAAGAGGGAAGUUGCGAUACAAGUUAUGAUGACCGAUGGCUUGAGAAACCUCUCUGGAAGACUAGUGAAGGAUUUCACCAGAUUGUUGAAGUGCCAGAAACAUCAAAAUGUGAAACACUGACGAAAUUGGAAGACAUGGAGUUUACCAGUUUUUUUACUGAGAUCCCGAGUUCUGUAAAAACAACUUUAGAUGUACCAGAUGUUCUGUUUGGUAGUGAUUGUGAAAACGAUGGCCCAAAAAUUCCUGUACCAGAUCUGGAAUGGUGACAUUUUGUAAAUAUGUUCAUAGUGUAUUAUUCACAGUGUGUUGCUGUGGUAUUUAAUGUGCAAUUUUUGAAAUUCAUUUAAAGUGGAUCAUUUAUUGUAAAUGACAGAUGUUCUAUUUUCAGAUUAUAUUUAAAAUAAA
Messenger RNA from Schistocerca cancellata (South American locust), 1299 nucleotides. RefSeq lists its product as uncharacterized. Lineage: Eukaryota; Metazoa; Arthropoda; Insecta; Orthoptera; Acrididae. Bases 348 to 1160 code for a protein of 270 amino acids. The record is from RefSeq and is a predicted model, not a curated record. The transcript is spliced from 4 exons.